AGAGCCCCACAAUAGGCGAGGCUGGGGAGCCGCGCGGUCCGGGAACUUUCCCCGGGGUCGGCGGAGGCUCGGCCGUGCCAUGGAGGAGGGGGCUAGCGCCGCGCCCCCGCUCUUGAACUGGGACUACCUGGAGCGCUGCUUCGCCCGCCGCCGCGUCUGCAUCUCCUUCGGCCUGUGGAUCUGCGCCGCCUGCUGCUGGAUCGCUGCCCACACGCUGUAAUGGGGACGGGACCCGCGCGAGGGGUGGCGGGCCACCCGCGGGGGCGACUGGGCGUCACUCGCCUCGGCUCCUCUAGGAAGCCUAGGGGGAAGGGGCGUACAGGGGGCGUCCUGCAGGUAGCUCAAGUCCGAGUUCGGAUCUGACAUUGCUAUGUGGACUGAAGUGGAGUCCUUUCUGGACUCCGCGCACCGGGGAAGCUGGGCUGCGAGCCGGCAGCAGGAGGCUGGGUGGUGCAGUGGAUGCGGGCUUGGAACAGCUUCUAUUGUCAGCCUUUUCCUGGUUGUUGGCGGUGUGAGGGGAGCAAGUGUAAGCCUUUGGGUCUCCUGUGAAUGAGGAUAUGCCUCAUAAAAUGAAUGUGAGGAUUAAAUAAGGCAUAGCAGGCAAAGGACUUAAUACGUGCUCAUUAAACACCAUUACCGCUCUGGCUCUACCACCCACCCUUAGGGACCCUAGCAAGUCCCUCGAUGUUUUCUACUUUUAAUUUAUCCAAAGCUCUUUAUGCCAAGAGGUGAGGCAGUGGUUAUCUGACUCUGGCCACAGUUUUUGCUUUUGUCUGUCUCCCGGUGGUUUGGCCAGGCAAUCCCUGUAGCCUGGGUUCUGUGAGAGCAUAGCCUCCAGGUCUUCAGCCACCCUGUCCCCACGCACAGAAACCCAGAGACAGUUUCCAGGGUGGUGCCACCCAAGUAUACCCAGGCGGGGGAGAGUGUACAGCAUCCCUCUAUCCCGACUCCUGCAACUGGCUCACCUUAGCGCUCGGUGGACAACCCCCUCAAGACUGUCUGUAGUGGUUCAGAGAGUCAGCAGUCCAUUGCCUAGAGACUGGAGUCCAGGACAGACACUCUGGGCCUGAGUUACAUUUCUUCGUCCUCUUGCUCCUCGCCUGCCCCUGUCCCUAAGGCAGGUGCUGUUAUCAAUCGGAUGAGGAGCCUGCUUCCUGAGUGAAUAAUAAUCCUGCCUGUGACUCAGGAUUCUCUACCUGAGAUGCACAAAGAAGUGUAGCCAAGACCAGUCGACACUGUGCGCUGCGUUCUGCCUCCUAACGAGUCUGUGUGACACCGUGGGGGCGAUUCUGGCCAGGCAGCUCACGAUCCAGGUGUUCACUGGGGCCUACCUAGCAGCUGUCGAUUUCAUGAACUUCAUGUUCACUCUCUUUCCUGUCUGUGGAUCCAAAUCCAAGUCCAAGUCCGGUCAGAGCAGCAGGGAGAGGAGAAGAAGGCAUCUGAGAGCCAGUGUGUUCGCCCUGGCUCUGCCUCUGAGCCUGGGUCCAGGCUGGGCAAUCUGGACCGCUAUCCCCAAGGCUCCAGCCCCAGUCCGUGGGCCACAACGGAGGCUCCUGGGAAGCCUUCUGCAGGAAAACCCGGAAGUCUUCGGCUACCUGCUGGGUGCUAUUGCUGCCUUUGGCUCCUGGGCAUCCCGGAUCCCUCCAUUCUCCAAUAUCUGUCGGGGCAAGUCACUCUCCUAUAUCCACCUGUGGACCCGGUUCCUGUCAGCUCUGGCUGGUCUCCUCUACGCCUCGGCCAUCGUGGCUCAUGACCGGCAGCCUGAAUACCUCCUUCAGGCCACACCCUGGUUCCUGAUUUCACUGGGCCGAGCUGCGCUGGACCUUGCUAUCAUCUUUCUGUCCUGCGUGAUAAAGAGCAGGAUGAGCCGAGCCUUCAGAUUUGCUACAGCUGAAGCCAGAGAGAGUGCCGACACACAAGCCCUUUUGACCUGUGCAGAGAAGGAAGAAGAAAACCAGGAGGCCAGGACGGAGGACAAGAACUCAGACUGGGUGCCUCUGACCAGCCUGUCACACUGCAAGCCCCUGAGGACAAUGACAGCCAUCAGUCGCUACAUGGAGCUGACCAUUGAGCCUGCCCAGCAGGCAGGCUGUAGCGCCACCAGGCUGCCCGGUGACGGGCAGACAAGCACCAGAGACGCCGCCUCGCAAGAGCCUCCCUCAUACCCUCCCAUCCAGGUCAUCCAGGCCAGAGUGUCUUCCAGCAGCUCCUCCGAGGUCUCCUCCAUCAACUCGGACCUGGAGUGGGACCCUGAAGAUGUCAACCUUGAAAGGAAAAAGGACGGGGAACUCCUUAGAGUGCAGGUGCGCAGGGCCUCUUUGAGCCCCGUGGAUUUGGCCUCUGAUGACUAACAUCUUCGGGAGCCAAGCCAUCAGCUCGGAACUCAAAGUCGGGAGUCUGUCAGUGACUAGAUGGGGACCAACCUAUGAGGCCACCCAGGUCAGGAAUGGAAGCUGCUACAGACACUCCUCAGGGAGUGAGGAGCCCUGACCUGUCACCUAGCAUGGCUAGUCUACACCAUAGCUCAAAAUGGAGCUGGGGACCCUGGGGACAGAUCUACACAUGCCCAGUUCACAGAAGAGCCUGUUUGUAAAGAUGAGCUUUCUUCCAAAUGACAGGGGAUCUAGUCCCACGCGAUUCAAACAUAAAUAUUGUUUGCUUAACAAUGGGAUCGAACUCACCAAGAGCUACCAUUUGGACCUCAGCGGAAUGCAUUCUUCAAGACUCCCCUAAGCCCAGGUGGAAGAGUGGGUCCACCAGCUCGGAGACCUGGGUAGAUGUACAGGAACUGGCUUCUGCCAUCCAGUUAACAGAUCGUUGGCAGGACAAAGGCAACUACCGCCUGCUCUGGAGCAGCAGGACUCCCUCCAGGCUGGCAAAAUGUAUGCUGAGGCUGGGUGACGGGGUCUCACGUGCUUUAUCGGGUAGCAGAAAGCGUGCUUUGCAUACGGACACAACUCGAAGUGCACUUCCAUCCUUGGACAGGCGAUUUGAGGAUGAUUUUAAUAACGUGACCACGAGUGAGGGAAUGAGUAAAGGGAAUGAGGCCAGGCAGGAGCGAGCACUGGGGGUGAAUAAAUUUUGACCGAAUGAGUUAAAACCGUCUCACGGUGGAGAACAGGAGUCAGCCUGAAGCCCAGCACAGAGGGCUGCCACGAGGGGACCUGGGAACAAUGCCAAGGCAUACAACUCUGCCCGCAGCUGGCCCAUGACCCAUCUGUGACUCAGCCGCAGCUGCCCAGUUUCUCCUGAGGGCAAGUCCCAACAGUGUGACGACUGGGGUGCCAGUGGAGAUUGGUUGGUCAUGCAGGUUUCUGCAUGGUUCCUAAGCCCUUGGGUGACCUCUAAACUGGAAUUCAAAGCCACUUUAUCUGCUCUGGGCUCUCGGCUCUCUUGUGAGGUGGCUUGCUUAAGUCAGCUCUGCUCUGUCGUCUUACCCACUGAAACCACUGUGAGGAGUGGACCAUGGGGGGAUGUGGUGAAGUGGAACACUCCAGCCCGGAACAUUCAAAUCUAGAGGCAGGGAAGGGUGGAGAUCUAGUCAAGGAAGGAGAAACCUGACGUGGCCGGCAUGACUGGUGUGACAUGGUUUUGUAAGGAGAGAGCUGGAAAAGAGCGGGCUGUGGAGGUUAGGGGGCUAGUGCUGAGCCCUGUAGCCAGGCAGGACACCAAAGCAGGAAGGUGACCGACUUGCUCACGCAGACUACAAUUAGUGAGUUCCUCACCCCUGACUUUUCAAGAAGCAGAAAUGUGGUCAAGGGUACAGAGUAAACAUGAGACACGUGCUUCAAGUACGUUCCUUAAACAAACAAACAAACAAAACCAGGGACUGUAAGAGGCCAAGAUAACCUCAAAAUCAUGGCCUUCCUACCUGGCAGCAUUGCAAGUGCUGGGAUUGCAGGCCCCAGCAGCCGUGCCCAGUCUUUCACUUUACAGAUGAGGACACACGUUUAAAUACAGUAUCCAAAGUAUCAGCCUCACAAGUAGAAGUGGCCAUAAUCCAUGAUAAUGAAGGCCCUGCUUAAACUCCUGGAGUCUGAGGUAUGUUACCUGCCAGAGACGUCUGGGUGAUUUAAGGAGAGCUCUUGUUACUAAGUUGUCUUAAAAGUUUGCCUGGAGGGCUGCGGCUUAGCUGGGCGAAUGCUUUCCUAACACGUGCAAGGCCCUGGCUUGCAGUGCAGCAUAAGGGGUAGGAUGAUAGACACCCGGAGUCUGGGAAGUGGAGGCAGCAGGAUUAGAAGUUCAAGGUCAUCUAUCUUUAGCUCUGUAGCAAAGGUUGGCAUGAGAUAUAUGAGACCCUGGAGGUGGGGGGAGAGAACAACUGUGCAGACCUUGAAGAACUAAUCCCCUUAAAUCCAUCCAGUCACUCCAGGAAGAGGUCAUGAGGACCAUCUGAUGAUCUAUGCACUGCUGUUACACUGAGAAAUGAGUUACUAGUUUGGGAAGCUCUGGGUGGAGGAAGGGGCGUGGCUGGUCUCCUGUGCCGGGCCUGAAUAAGUGUGCCGCCCUUUCCCUGCUGAGUCAUGGUUUUCCCUGUCUUUAACAAGAAAGGCCAAGCCUAGUGGCUCACACUUUUUGGGAAGCUGGGACAGGAGGGCUUCCACAAGUUAAAGGUCAGCCUGGCUACUAAGACCCAGUCUCAAAAGACCCACAAACCAGGCUGGGUGUGGUGGCUCAUUCCUUUAAUACCAGUAUCUGGGAGAGAGAGAGGCAGAAGGAUCUCUGAGUUCAAGGCCAGCCUGGUGUACAGAGUUCCAGGUGAGUUCCAGGACAGCCAGGGCAACAUAGUGAGACCCUGUCUCAAACAAAACAAAAAACAACCACCACUGAGCUGGGGAUAUAACUACAGGUCGAUGGUAGAGCACUUCCCUAACAUGCAGGAGCCCUUGGGUUCCAUCCCCAUCGUGAAAAUAGACUUCCUUUUUUCUCUCAUAACUAUGCCAGUCAGCAGUUCACACGUAAGACUAACAUCUCUACACACAUCCAGAAAGACACGCUACAUGAAGGUAAAUUUCAUAUACACCUUGAAAAUCUGUUUCAAUUUAUUUACUUAUUAUUAUUUUUUAAUUAAUUGGUUGGUUGGUUCUCCUGAGCCUGGGUUUCUCUGUGUAGCCCUGACUGUCCUGGAACUUGUUCUAUAUGGCCUCGAGUACUGAGGUCCGCCUGCCUCUGCCUCCCAAGCGUCCUUGGAUUAAAGGCGUUCGCCACCAA
Mus musculus (house mouse) is the source of this 5211-nucleotide messenger RNA. RefSeq names its product transmembrane protein 44 (gene Tmem44). The transcript has 10 exons. The coding region runs from base 1350 to 2351 and encodes 333 amino acids. NCBI's taxonomy places the organism in Eukaryota, Metazoa, Chordata, Mammalia, Rodentia, Muridae. The record is from RefSeq and is marked validated. Gene Ontology annotation, biological process: L-lysine transmembrane transport.